Messenger RNA from Peronospora belbahrii, 801 nucleotides. Lineage: Eukaryota; Oomycota; Peronosporomycetes; Peronosporales; Peronosporaceae. The record is from the annotation of a GenBank genome assembly.
AUGGGUGAUCGGUACCGUAGUGCACAGUCACCACGAAACAGCAGUGGUGGUGUAUCCGAUGAGCGCUUUAGUAAGCUCGUGUCAGAGACCAGCAAGGGCAUCUCAAGUUUUAACCAGCUCACACGUAGCAUUGCACAGAAAAUGUCGUUGUUUGGUACACCACAAGACUCACGUGCAAAUCAUGCGCAGAUCAAGGAUCUUACGGAGAAGGGAAAUAAAAUUGUGGCCAAAAUCAAUCGCCGACUGCAGGAGCUUAGCCGUGGUGCGAAAGGCCCCAACAGCCGCACAAGACGUACGCAGGUCAAUAAGCUUUCCGCCGAUUUUAAGAAUCAGGCGCGCGUAUUUGAGGAAACUUGUGAACGGUUAAUGGAGUCAGAGCGACAGUCGGUCGAGUUUAUCCGUCGCUCGUCGCAGAGUUUUAAGGGCGGAGAUGGAGGCGGAGGGUUCACUAACUAUAGUGAAGACCAGAUUUAUGCACAAGCUAAUGUGGUCAUUUACGACGAAGACGAUUUACAGCGGAGAGAAGAUGACAUCAUUCAAAUCAACCACCAGCUGCGGGAGGUGAAUGCAGCUUUUCAAGAGAUCGACGGACUUGUGCAAGAUCAAGGAGAAAUGGUGGUCGAGGUUGUGGACAAUACCGAAACGGCCAAAGAAAACGUGGAGAAGGCACUGGUUGAGGUGCGACAGGCAGAGGAGCGAAGGAAUUGCUGUGCUUGCUCACGGAUGAAGCUAAUUUUCAUCGUCAUCCUCGCGCUCCUCGUCUUUAUUGCUUUGAUAGGAAUUGUUUCUACCGCCAAGUAA